Messenger RNA from Verticillium nonalfalfae, 1239 nucleotides. RefSeq lists its product as uncharacterized. Lineage: Eukaryota; Fungi; Ascomycota; Sordariomycetes; Glomerellales; Plectosphaerellaceae. The record is from RefSeq and is a predicted model, not a curated record. The coding region runs from base 1 to 1239 and encodes 412 amino acids. The transcript has a single exon.
AUGUAUGACGGCACAGGGCUCAUCAACCACGGCGUCGACCUCAAGAAGCCCUUCAUCUUCGUCGCCGUCAACUACCGCGUUGCGGGCUUCGGUUUCAUGCCCGGCAAGGAGAUCCUCGCCGACGGGUCUUCGAACCUAGGCCUCCUCGAUCAGCGCAUGGGUCUCGAGUGGGUGGCCGACAAUAUUGCCUCGUUCGGCGGCGAUCCCUCCAAGGUGACCAUCUGGGGCGAGUCGGCGGGCGCCAUCUCCGUGUUUGACCAGAUGGCGCUCUACGACGGCGACAACACGUACAAGGGCAAGCCCCUCUUCCGCGGGGCGAUCAUGAACUCGGGAAGCAUGGUGCCGGCGGACCCCGUCGACUGCCCCAAGGGCCAGGCCGUGUACGAUCUCGUCGUCAGGGAGGCCGGGUGCGCCGGCAAGGCCGACACGCUCAACUGCCUGCGCGACGUGCCCUACCAGACGUUCCUCAAGGCCGUCACGUCGACGCCGGGCAUCCUGUCCUACAACUCGGUGGCGCUCUCGUACCUCCCGCGGCCCGACGGCAAGGUGCUCACGCAGAGCCCGGACAUCCUGGCGGCGACGGGCAAGUACGCGGCCGUGCCCAUGAUCAUCGGCAACCAGGAGGACGAGGGCACGCUCUUCGGGCUCUUCCAGCCGAACCUGACCACGACGGACCGCUUCGUCGACUACCUGCAGAAGCUCUUCUUCAACGGCGCCACAAAGGCGCAGCUGACGACGCUCGUCAACACGUACGACAACGGCGUCGCCGCCGUCAUCUCCGGCAGCCCGCACCGCACCGCCCUCCUCAACGAGAUCUUCCCGGGCUUCAAGCGCCGGUCCGCCGUCCUCGGCGACCUCGUCUUCACCCUGACGCGCCGCGCCUUCCUCUCCCUGACCAAGGCCGCCCACCCCAACGUGCCGGCGUGGUCCUACCUCGCCACCUACAACUACGGCACCCCGAUCCUGGGCACGUUCCACGGCUCCGACCUGCUGCAGGUCUUCUACGGCAUCCUGCCCAACUACGCGUCGCGCCAGAUCCGCACCUACUACACCAACUUUGUCCACGACCUCGACCCCAACGUCGGCAGCGCCGCGCAGUACCCGAACUGGCCGCGCUGGGACCAGGGCAAGAAGCUCAUCAACUUUCUGGCCAACAGGGCCGGCGGCCUGCUGGAUGACAACUUUAGGAGCGACAGCUACGACUUCAUCGCCAAGAACGUCGGCGCUCUCUACAUUUAA